GAGAGAGAGAGAGAGUGCGGCAUGGCGGACACGUAUUGCCCGGACUGCAAGCGAAGCACGAAGGAGGUGUUCGACCACUCCGCCGGCGACACGAUGUGCUCCGAGUGCGGCCUCGUCCUCGAAUCCCGCUCCAUCGAUGAGACCUCCGAGUGGCGCACCUUCGCCAACGAAUCCUCCGACAACGACCCCGUCCGCGUUGGCGGCCCCUCCAAUCCCCUCCUCUCUGAUGGCGGCCUCUCCACUCUCAUCUCCUCCAGCACCUCCGGUGCCGGCCACCGUUCUGACUCCCUCCCAUCCUCCUCCCUUGGCCGUUGGCAAAACCGUGGCACCAACUCUGAUCGAUCCCUCAUCAUCGCCUUCCGUACCAUCGCUGUCAUGGCCGACAGGUUGGGCCUUGUAGCCACUAUUAAGGAUCGUGCUAAUGAGAUUUACAAGAAAGUUGAAGAUUUAAAGUCUGUCAAAGGAAGAAAUCAAGAUGCAGUUUUUGCUGCUUGUAUAUACAUUGCUUGUCGACAAGAGGACAAGCCUCGUACCGUAAAGGAAAUUUGUUCUGUGGCAAAUGGAGCUACAAAGAAGGAAAUUGGGCGUGCUAAAGAGUUUAUUGUAAAGCAGCUUGAAAUUGAAAAGGGUCAGUCAAUGGAGAUGGGUGCUAUUCAUGCGGGAGAUUUCUUGAGGCGUUUCUGCUCUGGUCUUGGCAUGAACAACCAAGCAAUCAAGGCUGCUCUAGAAGCGGUACAGAAGUCAGAAGAACUUGAUAUAAGGAGGAGCCCCAUUUCCAUUGCUGCUGCUGUGAUCUACAUGAUAGCUCAGCUGUCAAAUGAGAAGAAGCAUCUUAAAGAUAUAUCUCUGGCAACUGGGGUGGCAGAAGGCACCAUUAAAAAUUCCUACAAAGAUUUGCAUCCUUAUGCUUCAAGGAUCAUUCCAUCUUUCUUUGCUAAGGAUGAAGAUCUAAAGAACCUAGGCAGUCUCUGAUGAUGCUGCAUAUAAAUCCUCACAUAACAUAUUAACAUGCAUGCGGUCUGUUGAUGCUUGAUAGUUGAUACACAUCAUAAAGUGCUCUGCGAUUAUCAUGGAUUUAACUCUUUUUUAUUGUUAUGUGAUUUAUAUAUUGAUACUAACAGCAGCCAAAGAUUAG
This is a messenger RNA of Dioscorea cayenensis subsp. rotundata (Guinea yam), 1135 nucleotides long. Its product is annotated as transcription initiation factor IIB-like. Lineage: Eukaryota; Viridiplantae; Streptophyta; Magnoliopsida; Dioscoreales; Dioscoreaceae. Gene Ontology annotation, molecular function: TBP-class protein binding. The coding region runs from base 22 to 972 and encodes 316 amino acids. The transcript has 7 exons. Gene Ontology annotation, cellular component: transcription preinitiation complex; nucleus. The record is from RefSeq and is a predicted model, not a curated record. Gene Ontology annotation, biological process: transcription preinitiation complex assembly; DNA-templated transcription initiation.